Colletotrichum karsti is the source of this 1257-nucleotide messenger RNA. Its product is annotated as oxidoreductase. Bases 1 to 1257 code for a protein of 418 amino acids. Gene Ontology annotation, molecular function: FAD binding. NCBI's taxonomy places the organism in Eukaryota, Fungi, Ascomycota, Sordariomycetes, Glomerellales, Glomerellaceae. The record is from RefSeq and is a predicted model, not a curated record. The transcript has a single exon.
AUGCGCGUUCUCAUCAGCGGAGCUGGCGUCGCCGGUCCAACCUUGGCUUGGUUCCUCGCGAGAACCGGCGCCCGCGUCACCAUCCUCGAGAAAAGCUCUUCUCUCCUCAGACAGGGGCACAACAUCGACGUCAACUAUGGAGCCAUCAAAGUCAUCAGGAAGAUGGGACUCAUAGACGAAUUGAAAAGGUGGAACACGACGGAGAAGGGCACCAAGCUCAUCGAUUCCCAGGGAAAGCCCUUCGCCCCCUUCCCUGUCAAGAGCGGCUCAGCCAGCCCUACAUCCGAAUUCGAGAUUCUCCGAGGGGACUUAGCAUGGUUUCUUUACGAGGCUACGAAGAAUCACCCGAACGUGGAGUAUCUCUUCGGCGUCACCAGCAAAGAAGUCCUCUCCAACGACGAGAAGUCCGUCAAGGUGGAGCUGAGCAACGGCGAGGUGAACGAGUACGACGUUCUCGUCGCAGCGGACGGACAGUGGUCCCGGAUCAGGAAGCAGUGCUUCCCGCAGGACUCCGUGACGGUGGUCGAUAAGGACAUGUACGUCGUGUACUCGACCAUUCCGCGUCUGCCGCAAGACGACGACUGGUGGAACGUCUUUGUUGGUCUCGGGUCCCGAAUCGUCACGUUGCGCCCCGAUCCUCACGGAACCAUCAGAGCCAUGUUUACCCGCAUGCCUCUGAACGACGCACAGCGACGCUUGUGGCAAGAGGCGACCAGAAGCGACAGGAAGACGCAGCAGGAACUCGUCAGGAGGGAGUUCGCGGACGCAGGGUGGCAGGCGCUGAGGAUGUUGGAUGCGAUGGAGCAGUCUGAGGAUUACUAUUUCCAGGCUAUCCAGCAGAUCAAGAUGAAGAAGUGGUCCACUGGAAGAGUGGUAUGUCUGGGCGACGCGGCGUGGACGCCCUCGCCUUUGACGGGCAUGGGGUGCUCAUUGGCCAUCUCAGGGGCGUAUGUUCUCGCGGGAGAGUUGGGCAACUUGGCACAGGGCGAACAUCCAGGCAAGGCGUUUGAUGAGUUUGAGAACAAGUUGAGGGAAUAUGUUGAGGAGACGCAGAAUAUCCCGUGGUUCUUUCCUGCUUUCAUGCACCCUGAUCCGGCGUGGAAGAGGUGGGUGCUGCAGUCGUUUUUGGCGGGAAUGUCGAGGCUUGUUACGUUCCCUUGGUUUGCGAAGAAGUUUUCGGAUGAUACCAGUGUUGAGGAUUCAGACUUCAAGCUGCCGGAGUACUCUAAGUUCGAGGUCGGGGAAGUUGCGAAAUGA